Mandrillus leucophaeus (drill) is the source of this 3804-nucleotide messenger RNA. It is a transcript of the gene ADPRH, whose product is annotated as ADP-ribosylarginine hydrolase. Gene Ontology annotation, molecular function: ADP-ribosylarginine-[protein] hydrolase activity; magnesium ion binding. The record is from RefSeq and is a predicted model, not a curated record. Bases 116 to 1735 code for a protein of 539 amino acids. Gene Ontology annotation, biological process: protein de-ADP-ribosylation. The transcript is spliced from 4 exons. NCBI's taxonomy places the organism in Eukaryota, Metazoa, Chordata, Mammalia, Primates, Cercopithecidae.
UAUUUACGAUCAGGAUAAAAUAAUUCUACGCUGCUGCCAAAUAAAAGACGAGUUAAAAUUAACUAACUGGAUCCUUAACAACCAUUCUAAGAGGCAGAUAUUAUUAUCCCACUUUAUGCGUGAAGGCCCAGAACUCGGGCAAGGGCGGCGCACUCAGUACGCUCUUCCAAGCAUCUGGGCACACCCGGUCCACUACAGCCCUACAGAGUCGGACGUGAGCACGGGCGAAGGCGUCAGCCGGGUCUGCGCGGGAGUCACUGACCACACCCGGGCGAGAGCCGGCUUUCCGGUGCCGCCACAUUCCGGGGACCAGGCUCCGGGCCCUUCAGAGCAUUUGGGGCGGGCGACGGAGGUCCUGUCCACUCUCGCUUGGGUGCAGAAGGGCGCGGCGGUGCCGGGAAGCCGCCUUGGAAGUUCCAAGAUUAGCUCAAACUCCGCGCAGCCGAGCGCAGGUGCUGGGGCACUCGCCGCCUCCACGCAGACCUGGGGACAGUCCCGGAAGCCGGGGACCUGGCUCCGCCCCAGCCCGCGCCGUCGCCCACCGGCAGCAGCCAGGCCUCUUCCCUGGCCCCGGGAGCCCGCGCCGCGCCCUUCGCUCGCGCGUUCCAGUCCAGGCUACGAGCAGACACCCUCUCCAGAGCCCAGCAAGUGUGAGGGACUGAUGGAGAAGUAUGUGGCUGCUAUGGUGCUAAGUGCAGCUGGAGAUUCCCUGGGAUACUACAAUGGGAAGUGGGAGUUCCUCCAGGAUGGGGAGAAGAUACACCGGCAGUUGGCCCAGCUGGGCGGCUUGGAUGCCCUAGAUGUGGGAAGGUGGAGAGUUAGUGAUGACACAGUGAUGCACUUGGCCACAGCAGAAGCUCUUGUGGAAGCUGGGAAAGCCCCUAAGUUGACUCAACUGUAUUACCUCCUUGCUAAGCAUUACCAAGAUUGCAUGGAAGACAUGGAUGGACGGGCACCAGGUAAUGCCUCGAUGCACAACGCCAUGCAGCUGAAGCCUGGCAAGCCCAAUGGCUGGAGAAUUCCCUUCAACAGCCAUGAGGGCGGCUGUGGGGCUGCCAUGCGGGCCAUGUGCAUCGGUCUCAGGUUCCCACACCAUAGCCAGCUGGACACGCUGAUCCAAGUGAGCAUCGAGAGCGGUCGGAUGACCCACCACCACCCAACAGGCUACCUGGGGGCCCUUGCGUCCGCUCUUUUUACAGCCUAUGCUGUGAAUGCCAGACCACCCUUGCAGUGGGGAAAAGGACUGAUGGAGCUGCUACCAGAAGCUAAAAAGUACAUUGUCCAAUCAGGCUACUUUGUAGAGGAAAAUCUUCAACACUGGUCCUACUUCCAAACCAAAUGGGAAAAUUACCUAAAACUUAGAGGGAUUUUGGAUGGAGAAUCAGCCCCUACCUUCCCCGAGCCCUUCGGUGUGAAGGAGAGGGAUCAGUUCUACACCUCCCUGAGCUACUCUGGCUGGGGUGGCAGCAGUGGGCAUGAUGCCCCCAUGAUUGCCUACGAUGCUGUCCUUGCCGCGGGAGACUCCUGGAAGGAGCUUGCCCACCGAGCCUUUUUCCAUGGUGGAGACAGUGAUUCUACAGCUGCCAUUGCUGGCUGCUGGUGGGGAGUUAUGUACGGUUUUAAAGGAGUGAGUCCCUCCAACUAUGAGAAACUAGAAUACAGAAACCGGCUGGAAGAGACAGCUAGGGCUUUAUAUUCUCUUGGGUCAAAAGAAGACACUGUAAUUUCCCUUUAGGAGACGUGAUGUUCAUUUCUGAUGGAUUCUUCUUUUGUGUAUUUCCUUUUCUGCUAUUUCUUUUCACUUUUUCCAAAGUCAAGAGUCUUAACCUUGUACUCAGGGAAUUUUGAGAUAACAAGUCCCUUGGGCACCUUGAGCUCAGUGUUUUCAGGCUCAUCCUUUUCUUCCAGAAUCUAUCCCUGUUCUUACACUGAAGAGUCUUUUCACUCAGUUGAUGGAGUCGGUGUCUCCCAACCAAAAAAUCUCAUAACCUCAUAUUUGAGUCUUCAUUUUCAUCAUGUACUUGUUCUAAAAGUUUUUUCUGUUUGUCUCAAGUUGGGUUCCCACAAAGUGGACUUUGAGACAAAGAUCAGAAUGCAAGCAGUUUAUCUGGGAGAUGAUUCCAGGAAAUACCGAUAUGAGAAUGCGGAAAUGAAACCAGGAAGGGAAAGGAGCUAGUACCGGGUAUGUCAAUGAGCAGGUUUCCACUGUGAGCAGUUGGCACUCUGCCAUCUGAGUCUUCUGCCUAAAGCAGUCCUCAGAACUAUCCCAUUUGAAGAGCAAGCAAACCUGGGGUAUCUAUCCACUGACUUCCAUCUGACACUGCUUGAGGACCACUGCCAGGGGUGCUAAUCCCUGGUACUUCUUGGCUUGCCCUUUGAACAAACCAAACCUGAGUGUCUUCAGGUAAAGACUCAGAGAUACUUGCAGGGGCAAGCUGUAAGGGGCAUGGGAACAGUGAGGGAUAUAUGUGGGGUCCUAACAAUAUCUGCUAGGCCGGUCUACCUCCUAAAUAUACUCUAAAUCUAUCACCUCUAUUACCUUCUUGCCCUGAGGAUUUUUCAGCUGGAUUUCUGCAAGCCAAGCUACUCCAGUCUGGGACAUGCUGCUCUGAGCUGCUCUCAGUACUCUCCUCAUCAUGGCAGUUAACACGUUACCAAUUUUGUUAUUAUCUAUUUGCUUGUUUGUAUUAUUUCUAGACAGAACCUAGCACAGUGCUUGGGCAGCCAAUAGGCAUUAAUCAGUAUCUAUUGAGUGUUAUGAACUAGCCUCCUAGCUUGUGCUUCCCUUAUUACCCUCCAGAGUUAUGUUUACAAAUAACAAAUUGACCAUGCUAAACUAAUCAUGGUCUAAUCAUGUUCUUCAUUUCUUGAUGCUCUUCCCAAUCCUUGUCUACCUGAUAAUAAAUUCUUACUUGUCCUUCCAGACCCAACUCAGAUAGAUAGAGCUUCCUAGGUGAAACCUGCUCUGAUUGUUCAGGCACUUGGCCACCUUCUCUUCACUCCUCCCACAACCUUCUGUCCUGGCCUUGUCACUGCAUCAAUCCUGUUGUGUGGUGCUGUGUGUCUUCUGCGUCAGUCCUAGGCACAGGCUGCCCAGCAGAUGUCCACCUGGGAAAUGAGAUGCCAUCAUCACGUUCAUUUGGUCACCCUCAGUCCAGCCUGUGCCUGGACUGGAGAGUAAGUGGGCUUACUCUCAUUUGGCCUAUUCUCAGGGGUGGGAAGGAAGAGCGUCUCCUCCUUCUCCUUUUGAGAAAACCACAAAACUAUGACUCAUGAUUUUUCCUUUGUGAAAUCCCUGGUUUUCAGCUGGGAGUGGUGGGGAAAUGAGGUCUGAUGAUAGCUGUCCUGCCACCUUCUGGUUUGUCCCAUAGGAAUGUUUUUCGAGGUCCUUCCAGUCUUUUUAGAAUGUGGUGGAGGAGGGUUGUGUGUGUCGCAGGGGGUAGGGGUUAGGGGAUGCAGGGAGGAUCUUAGCAUUUGUUGUUUUCUAGUGCAGGGCUUUAGCCACAAUUGUAAACAAGAGGAAAACGCUCUUUAGGGAUCCUAUUAGAUUUGCUUUGCCGAUUGUCACUCUUCCUUACAGGCACAUUUCAAAAAGAGGUUAGACUUUCAGACUUCUUUUUUCUCAAACCUCAAAACCUCCACCCAAACUUCACUCUCAGCUGGUGACUUUGCUUCCUUGUGUGUGUGUGUGUGUGUCAGAGAAAGAGAGAGAGAGAGAAGGGAGGAUGAAAACGAAUGGGGGAAAGAGAUGAACUUUAUGCAUAACGUUAGGGUAAAUCAAUAAAGAUGGUCUGACACAUUGUA